AUGUCAUAUUACGUUGAUACGAUUGUAAAAAAUAUUCAAGUUGUCAUCAUAUUUAUUUCAAUGGAUGAAACUGGGAAAGAUCCCAAUACGCAAUCAGUUUCGAAAGAAUCAAAUAUUAUAGUGUUGGUGGAAAGGUUAUGCCUAGAAAAAAAUAUUUCAAAAGCUGGUCUUCUUAAAAAAAUGACAGAGUCACCGAGAACAAGUAUUGAAUAUGAUGAUAUAUAUUCUCAAGUUAUAAAACAAAACAAUUAUUAUGAAGAUGUAACCAAUAAUCAAGCACCACAAGCAUCAGACGAAAUAUCAGUUUCAUCUCCUGUUCAGGAACCACCCGAGAAAGAAACAAAUAUUGAACUAACCCCAGUUAUAACCUUUCCAAUGAAUGUAAAAAUUUAUCGAACUAUAAAUACAUUUAAAAUUUUAGCUUUACUUCUUUAUAUAGCUCUCUGGAUAUAUCAAAUAAUCUAUAAUGCAAUCAAUAUUUCACUCGAUAAUCCAUCAUCUGUAACAUCAACAAAUAAUGGAACUUUACCUUAUCCUAUUUAUUAUAAUCCAUCUGCUUCAUAUGGUGGUGCUAUAAUCAUGACUUUUGUAUUCACAUUGUCCAUAAUUUUUCUUGUAAUUGAAUUAGCCUAUCUUUUUAUCACAUUCAGACAAGAUUUUAUUAUUAAAAGCCACAUUAUCGUAUCUCUGGUGAUAUUUUUGAUUUAUCUUGUUUUUGCGUUAACCUUUAACAUUAUCGCUGCUCUGGGUGCAUUAAAACCAGAUAUAUAUUCUGCAAUGGUCACAUUAUUAUGGAUUAUACCCCUUCUUUCAUUAUUAGAAUGCUUUGCUGGUGUUCCAGAAUGGCCUAUAAUUGGAGUAGUUACGCCAGAUUAUAAUUCUUAUUUUAAAAAUAUUUUAACUGUUUUCAUCGUUGGAAUCAUUAACUUGACAUUUGAAGCUUUUCUUAUCAUUCUCUAUAGAUUUCGACUUUUAAAAAAUGGUACAGCUUUUGCCAAUUGUUACCUUUUAGAAGAUAAUAUUUAUUCUAUUGCUGAUGGAUUAAUUUGGAUCAUUACAUUUUGCUGUUUUGUAGAAUUUAUUAUAAAUGAGAUUGAAUUUAAAAAAACUAUUAAUGAUUUCAAUAAUAACAAUGAUGAUGAUUCAGAAGCUUAG
This is a messenger RNA of Cetraspora pellucida, 1155 nucleotides long. The record is from the annotation of a GenBank genome assembly. NCBI's taxonomy places the organism in Eukaryota, Fungi, Glomeromycota, Glomeromycetes, Diversisporales, Gigasporaceae.